Messenger RNA from Indicator indicator, 318 nucleotides. RefSeq names its product cortistatin (gene CORT). The record is from RefSeq and is a predicted model, not a curated record. Gene Ontology annotation, molecular function: hormone activity. Gene Ontology annotation, biological process: regulation of cell migration. Gene Ontology annotation, cellular component: extracellular region. NCBI's taxonomy places the organism in Eukaryota, Metazoa, Chordata, Aves, Piciformes, Indicatoridae. The transcript has 2 exons. The coding region runs from base 1 to 318 and encodes 105 amino acids.
AUGCAGCUGGUGGCCAGCCUGGUGUCCGUUCUGCUGCUGGUGUGGAGCGUGAAAGCCACCGCGCUGCCCGGGGAAGAGAGGCUCGCAAUACAGAGCACAAGGGAGCAGAACACAGUCCGGAAAGAUGCCAUCCUGAAGAUGCUGGCAGGCCUGCUGGACAGCGUGGACACAGGGCGUGAGGUGACCUCCCCAGACAUGGAAGAGGAGAACAAGCUGGAGGAGGAGCGGGCAGUGCUGGGGCGGCUCGCUCAGCUCUCGCAGCGGGACCGCAAGGCUCCCUGCAAAAAUUUCUUCUGGAAAACCUUUACCUCCUGCUAG